ACCUCUUGAGCCUUUACAAUAAUGGAGUAGUUCCCAAAAGUAUAUACUAUCCGAUUUCACUUUGCUUAGAAACGCUAAGCAAAUUCAACAGAGAAACUGAGAGAGUGAGAGUCAGUCAAGCUCCAUGUCUCACUCAGAGCUUGCCGUGCUUCUCCUUCCUUCAAUUUUAUCUCUACUCCUGGUCUUCAUUCUCAUGCAAAGAAAGCAAGCAAGAUUUAAUCUCCCACCUGGCAACAUGGGCUGGCCAUUUCUUGGAGAAACUAUUGGCUACUUGAAGCCUUACUCUGCUACUUCAAUAGGGGAAUUCAUGGAACAACACAUAUCAAGGUAUGGAAAGAUUUACAAGUCCAAUUUGUUUGGGGAGCCAACAAUAGUAUCCGCAGAUGCUGGACUCAACAGAUUUAUACUACAGAAUGAGGGAAGAUUAUUUGAAUGCAGCUAUCCAAAAAGUAUUGGUGGAAUUCUUGGAAAAUGGUCUAUGCUGGUUCUAGUUGGAGACAUGCAUAGAAACAUGAGGAGUAUAUCUCUCAACUUUUUGAGCCAUGCCAGGUUAAGAAGCCAUCUAUUGAAAGAAGUGGAGAAGCAAACCUUGCUUGUUCUUAGUUCUUGGAAGGAGAAUUGUACAUUUUCAGCUCAAGAUGAAGCAAAGAAGUUUACCUUCAAUUUGAUGGCAAAACAUAUGAUGAGCUUGGAUCCUGGAAAGCCAGAGACUGAGCAGCUGAAAAAAGAGUAUGUUACUUUCAUGAAAGGAGUGGUUUCUGCUCCACUUAAUUUUCCUGGAACACCGUAUAGAAAAGCCUUGAAGUCUCGAUCAACCAUCCUUAAAUUUAUAGAGCAAAAAAUGGAUGAGAGAAUUUCUAGAUUGAAGGAGGGAGUGGAAGAUUUAGAGGAAGAUGAUCUUCUUGGAUGGGUUUUGAAGCAUUCAAAUCUUUCUACCGAGCAAAUCCUUGACUUGAUAUUAAGCUUGCUCUUUGCUGGCCAUGAAACUUCUUCUGUCUCCAUAGCUUUAGCCAUCUACUUCUUGCAAGCUUGUCCCGGUGCUAUUCAACAGUUAAAAGAAGAACAUAUUGAAAUUUCCAGAGCCAAGAAACAGUCAGGAGAGAUGGAAAUGAACUGGGAUGAUUACAAAAAAAUGGAAUUCACUCAAUGUGUUAUAAGUGAGACACUGAGGCUUGGAAACGUAGUCAGGUUCCUUCAUAGAAAAGCUGUCAGAGAUGUUCGCUAUAAAGGGUAUGACAUUCCAUGUGGAUGGAAAGUGCUGCCAGUGAUCUCAGCCGUGCAUUUAGAUUCUACUGUCUUUGACCAGCCUCAACAGUUCAAUCCAUGGAGAUGGCAGCAGCACAACAAUGCUCGUGGAUCUUCUACUUGUUCGAGUGCCGCCGCGAGUAGUAAUUACUUCAUGCCAUUUGGGGGAGGACCGCGACUCUGUGCAGGAUCGGAGUUGGCAAAACUUGAAAUGGCAGUUUUCAUUCACCAUUUGGUUCUGAACUUCCAUUGGGAAUUGGUCGGUACCGAUCAAGCCUUUGCAUUUCCUUUUGUUGAUUUUCCUAAAGGCUUGCCAAUAAGAGUCAAGCAGCACACGGUCAUAUAAAAAAGACAGCACCAUGCCAUCAUGAAUUCUUAACGGAGACCAAUCUGUUUGUCACCCUCUGUGUCGUCGUCCCUAUAUGGAUGUAUGUAUGUUGGAUAUAGAUACAAUACAAGGUACAUCCGCAUGUGAAGAUUUGAGAGCACCCUUGGAUUUUUCCAGCAGCUUAGCAAGUUUCUUUUGACGUUUUAUAACUGUAGCAGCAGAUAUUAUCCAUGAACAGAUCGUUGUCCACUCCAGGAUAAUAUUAUAGGACCACAACCAACCACCUCACCUCUCUUCCCCACGUUGUAAAUUCUACUUUUCCCCUUGGUCCCUCCAUGUCGGGACUGAGGAGUAGUUAAUUAUUCAUUCAUAUAGCCUGUAAUAUGGUUUUUUCUUCGGUGUUUUUCACUUCAUUAAUUCUCAA
Populus euphratica (Euphrates poplar) is the source of this 1997-nucleotide messenger RNA. RefSeq names its product cytochrome P450 90B1-like (gene DWF4). Gene Ontology annotation, molecular function: oxidoreductase activity, acting on paired donors, with incorporation or reduction of molecular oxygen; monooxygenase activity; heme binding. Lineage: Eukaryota; Viridiplantae; Streptophyta; Magnoliopsida; Malpighiales; Salicaceae. The coding region runs from base 125 to 1591 and encodes 488 amino acids. Gene Ontology annotation, biological process: sterol metabolic process; brassinosteroid homeostasis; brassinosteroid biosynthetic process. The transcript has 8 exons. The record is from RefSeq and is a predicted model, not a curated record.